Messenger RNA from Hibiscus syriacus, 959 nucleotides. RefSeq lists its product as uncharacterized. The coding region runs from base 39 to 770 and encodes 243 amino acids. The transcript has 2 exons. The record is from RefSeq and is a predicted model, not a curated record. Lineage: Eukaryota; Viridiplantae; Streptophyta; Magnoliopsida; Malvales; Malvaceae.
UGAGGUGAACUGGAAGAGUACUUUCUCAGGGAGCAUAUAUGCUCUUAUAUAGCAGGGUGUCUCCACGCCAAUCAUGUCUCAGAACCUUGGGAAUGAAAGCCAAAGCAGAGGAUUGCUCAAAGGAACAAACGGAAAGUGUACCUGGAAUAGAGUCCAUUAGUUCUCCUGUUCGUCACGUGUCCCUGUCAAUGAACGGUUGUUUGCAUUCAGAAAUUUCUAAACGUGAAGAUGGGUCAUCUGCCGGAAUGAAUGCAGAUGCUGUCCAUGGACAGGAGAACGGUGAUGUGACCAAGUCAACAUCAUCACUUGAUAAGGAAGUUUCCUUCAAUGAAAAUGGGUUACGUUUCCAGAUUGAUUCAGAAGCUAGUAGAAUAAACUGCGAAGAUAGGGACAGGGUUAAUUCUAUAGAUGUGAGAGAAAAUGUGGAGAAUAAUAAUAUGGACCGGACAAGUAGCCAACCAUGUUCUUCUGAUAUGGAUGAGAUUCCCAGCCGUGAUAAAGCUCCAAUUUGCGAUGCUGUGAGUGGGGAAGAAAAUGUGAAGAUGGUCGAAGAAACCAGCAAUUUUUCGAUUUCCAAAGAUUCGCGAGUAGCAAAUGAUUAUGAAAUGGAAGAUUCGGAAAACACCAAUAUGGCCGAUUUUGAAUCAAGUUCAUCUGUUGCAGCAGCAGGGGGUAGCAGCCCGAAAUGUGAAUUGUUCAUGCAUGUUUCAGAAAUUGAGGGAGGGAAUGGGGCAAAGAGAGCUGAAAUAGCAGAUGGCAGUUUUCAAUGAUUGGCUGCAUUUUCUAGUUAAAUCAUUUUUUUCUUUUACAUUAUAAUUUCACCAUCAAAAGAAAUGGAUGAAGUUGGGGUUAUAUGUCUAUCCGGGUUUUCAUUAUUUACAGAAAUCAUGGAUGCUAUUGUACCGAUUUUUGGAUGGUUCAUAACCAUUUUAGGUGGACAAUGACAUAAUGGAAGAAUU